Messenger RNA from Hibiscus syriacus, 805 nucleotides. RefSeq names its product serine/arginine-rich SC35-like splicing factor SCL30A. The transcript has 7 exons. NCBI's taxonomy places the organism in Eukaryota, Viridiplantae, Streptophyta, Magnoliopsida, Malvales, Malvaceae. The record is from RefSeq and is a predicted model, not a curated record. Bases 1 to 633 code for a protein of 210 amino acids. Gene Ontology annotation, molecular function: RNA binding.
AUGGCGUUUAAUAACAACCAUGCACCUGUUCCAAGUCUUGAAGAAUUUCAUGUGAUCUUUAAACUGAUACUUGCAAGGGAACCUCGAGGUUUUGUUUUUGUCCAAUAUGUCGAUCCUGCUGAUGCUGCUGAAGCCAAAUACCAGAUGGAUGGGCAGGUUCUUCUUGGUCGAGAGUUGACCGUUGUCUUUGCUGAAGAAAAGAGGAAGAAACCUACUGAAAUGAGGUACAGAGAGCGAGCAAGAGGAUGUCGAUAUCGUGAAAGGAGAAGGUCCCCUCCUCCAUACUCUCAUUCACCUCGUUAUUCUCGCUUUUCGCCUUGUCAUGGAAGAUACAGAUCUCGAUGUCAUGAUUAUUCCCCUCCUAAAGAUAGGCAUUACUCAAGAUCUGUUUCACCCCAAGAAAGGCGCCACAGCCGAGUGAGGUAUUCACGUUCUCCCCCACCAUACAAUGGCUCAAGGAGCCGGAGUCUAGACAGGGGUCAAGGCCCAAGCCAGGGAAGGAGCCGUAGCCCAAGACAGAGCAGAAGCCGCCCACCACGAGAAGUUGGAAGCCCAUUCAGAAGCAGGAGCCGGAGUCCAUGCCUGGAGGAGUACAAGAGGGACCUAAAUGGGGAAAGGACUCCCAGUCAAUGAUAUAUGUCCUGCCAUCUUUUGUAUGGUUUGGUGUAUUUGAUGUAGGCUGAUGUUUAAACUAAAAUUUGUUAGGAUAUGGAGUUAAUGCUCCUGAGAUAUUCUUUAUUAAGACCCUAUUUUAACUAGUAAUCUAGUACUGAAAUUGAAGAGAUGUUUUGUCCACAAUUAGUUG